AUCCAUACGUUGUGGCAAGCGAGGUUCACUUAUAAGCAGAUUGCCGAACAGCUUAACGUUACCUACCGAUCAGUUCAAUACGCGCUUUCUAUGCCAAUUACCCCACAGAAAAGAUCAGGUAGACCAACAGUGCUAUCACGCGAGCAAAUAGCAGAGUUUAUUGCCUUUAUCAGGUCGUCUAAAAUGGCCCGCUAA
Bipolaris sorokiniana ND90Pr is the source of this 195-nucleotide messenger RNA. RefSeq lists its product as uncharacterized. The annotation marks the transcript as partial. Lineage: Eukaryota; Fungi; Ascomycota; Dothideomycetes; Pleosporales; Pleosporaceae. The record is from RefSeq and is a predicted model, not a curated record. The transcript has a single exon.